This is a messenger RNA of Cladophialophora yegresii CBS 114405, 4200 nucleotides long. RefSeq lists its product as uncharacterized. The coding region runs from base 1 to 4200 and encodes 1399 amino acids. Lineage: Eukaryota; Fungi; Ascomycota; Eurotiomycetes; Chaetothyriales; Herpotrichiellaceae. The record is from RefSeq and is a predicted model, not a curated record. The transcript has a single exon.
AUGCGGCUUCAGCUUCUCAUCCAGCGACAUUCCCUUCCACCCGUCCCCAUCAUAUUCACCACAGGCACAGGCCCGGCCUCGCGCACCAAGUCCCCCUCCGCUACGGUUGCCGACCUCCUCCUAGACGUCAGUGAGAUCGUUCCGCUCGAGUCUGCCGAUGGUGAAUGGGGUCUGGAGGAUUAUGCCGUGGAGAUUGCAGCCAAAGAUGGGCAAGGACUUGCCUAUGAAUGCUUGCACUUUCAGACUGUUGAAUCGGUCUUGAGAGAGAAUGACGAGGUUAUUGUACGGGCCUUGAGCAAUGAAGACAUCAGGGUGAGGAGACUCGGCAAGCGGCAUCAAAUCACAGCAGACGGGAGGCAUCUGAUUGAUGGUGUGCCUUUCGGGAAGCAGUGGUUGAGGGAGAUCCAACGUCCAGAUAUACUCAUCCCACCAAGGAAGCGGAGGAGGUUGCUCGCAGCGGAGGACAGUACUGUGGAUGCUGAGGUGGAUCUCCAGCGCAUCCUGCCUGCCGAAGACGGGGACGAAGAUUACACUGGCGCAUUGGUACGGUUUGUGGGCGACGAUGAAGACGAAGAUGAGGAGGAUGACGACGAUUAUGUGGAUAACGAGGAGGCCGGCGCUCAGGAACCACAGAGGCGAAUCACCCUUCACGAAGAGUUUGACGAUGCCGAUGUCGAUUCCGAAGAGGAGCCUGAGUUAGACGGUGACGCAGAGGCAGGAGACCUAUCCUCGGAAGUCGCGCAGCUACUUGAGGAUGCGGCUGAGGUGGAGCAAGCUUCCAACCUCGCUAUUGCAAACCACGUCCUUGAGAACCAGCUAAAGAGGAAACGGCCUAUCGAAGAUGAUGGCGAGCACGAGCUGGAGAAAGAGACCUUUGAAGGUUUCUCUGCUGGCGGAGCCACUUCGUCACGACUGGUCAAUAGGCCGGCUGAUGUUCAGACAAAUGGUGUCUCGGACGAGGAGUCAGAUCAAGAUGAUGGGUCAGACAGCAUGCUCGACGAGAUCACUGCUGAGCGGGAGCGAAUGCCCAUGAAGAAUAUUCCCGAAGACGAUGAAGAUGAUUCUGACGAUUCAGAUGCGACUUCUGCUACGGACACCUCCUCGUCAGACUCUGAUGCUGACAGCCUAGUGCACGAAAUGGCCAUGCAGCAAGCGAAGCGGCGAGCGUUAAACCUCAUUGCAAGCUCAGAAACUGGCGUUGAUGAGGACGAAACCUCCAGUUCAGGUUCUGAUACCGAUAGCGACGACGAGGUCAGUGAUACGACAUCGAGCUCUGGAUCUGACUCUGAUUCGGAUGACACCAGUGAAUCAGGAUCAGUCUCUUCUUCCGAAUCCGAAAUAGACUCUGAAGCAGAGUCUCGCGAAACAAACCCCAAAGAAGAGAAGGUGCCAGAAGCCCCCACAAUCACUGCCACUUCAGUGGGCAUACCCUUUGAAGGAACCCACAGAACCCAUAUGAACAACAAUCGGGCAAAACGUAGGAAGAGGCUGGCAUCCCUGAAGCAGCAAGGCUUGCUUCCUCCUAAUGCGGACUUCAAGGCACUGGCUGAAUACGAUGCAGCACUGGCGCGUCAAGAGGUCGAAGGGCAGCAGCAAGAACAGCAACGAGCUAUCGUGGACCAUGGAAAGGACGCGGUUGUUACCGAGGACGCUGCAGUGCUGAGCAGAGACGCCGAAAUGAGCACCGACGAAGCAGUAGCUGAGCACGACAAGGAAAAUGUGAAUCCUCGAAUUGGCCACGGCGCGCCUCUUAUGGAUGAUACACCAGCAGAGAGAACAUCUGCAGUACCUGAAAUUCCCGAGACAUCGCAAAUCGAUUCGCAGUCCGUCAUGGAGCAGGCGCCGAAGCGAUCUAGGCUGGACGUAGCCAGUAGUCGUCGCCUGAUCCUAGGGUCUCUUGGAGUGAGAGCACCCAGGACUGCUGAAGAACGUCAAAAAGUGAUGGAGAAACUGUCACGGGAUAUUCGGCAUCCCAGGCAACCGAAAGAGGAAGACAUUAGUACUAUGUCGCAAAAUCUUCAGUCUACGACCACGCCGGAACAUGAUGAUUCAUGGAUGGAGAAGUUGAUCGUUUCAGCAGUUGAAUGUGAGGCGCCUGGAGGUGUAUUGCCUCCACCUCCGUUUCCCUUCCAGCAAGGUUGGGCAAGAUCAAACAAGAACAAGAGGAAAAUGCGUGACCAGAGUCAGUAUUAUCAAGGCAGGAAUGGUCAUCUCCAGCAAGAAGACGAACAAGUCGCAGCACCAGAUGUGGCGACGCUGAACUACGAUGACGACUCAAUUGAGAAGGGUACCGAAACUGCAUCAAGGGUCCACCGCGAUGCGGACGAAUUGCCGACAGAGAAAGAACUCGAUAGCCUCGCAGCGCUUGAGUGGGAACAGGUCCUCCCUGGCGCGACGAUUGCGUACCGAGAAUUGCACGUUGAUGCCUCGACGAACUAUCAGCCUGCGGUUUCCCCUUAUCGAAUUGGACAAGUAUCGCAUGUUGAUGAAGACAGUGUCGUGCACUUGCAAUUGGACAAAGGCUCGUUCGGCUCACAGGCCCAACAGAUCGAUAGAGUGACAGGAGAAAGGGUUUAUGGCAAGUUUGAGCUUGCAGAAGAGGACGCAGAUGAAGACGACGGAACCCGUGAUGUCUCCUAUUCCAGCAUGAUCAAGCCGAAACUCGUCGAGCCUUCAUCGAAUCCCUCAUUGGUUCAAGUGCCAGACAGCAGCAAUAUGGUGGGCCUGCGCGGAGGCGAAGCAGCAAUUCCAUCCGUGGCCGAUGAUGAAGUUGUCGUUCCCGAGUCUGCAGAACAAGAACAAGAGAUCGAGACGCAAAUACGCGUCGAGAUGCAAGCAAGUAUCGAGGCUGACGCGACCGCACACCCGGCGGGGCCAGCGGAGACUCUCGAUACGCCUCGUAAACGAGAGAUCAACGGCAUCAUCAAGGAGGCCGGAUUCGAGUCCGCCUUGGACGAGCAGUUGCUGCAGCCGAUCAUGAAUCCAGCCGCCGACUCUGAAAAUGCACAGGGACAAGACGACGCACAGGGACAAGCACAAGGAAAAUACGCGCACAGAUUCCGGCCCAAAUCGCCACGUGUCAUCAUUACCUCGUCGGACCAGCAGCCGUCAUCACCGGUGGACGACGAGCUCAGUUUUGAAGAUGACAAUACCAACGCCGGAAUUUCCUCCAUAGCAGCAACAUCGUCUCCGUACAUGCCCACGCAGACCACUGUGGAGUAUCCCCACAUAUCACAGAUGGACAUUGGCUCCUCCGCUCCUGUUCGCACUACUGAUAGCAGUUCUCACCAGGAUGCACAAAAGCUGUCGCCGGCUGUGGAAGUCGAUCUGUCUUCCACAAAUGUGAGGCGAGAGAAAGUAACGGAAGAACAAGUUGCAGAUAAGACUGACGAGCUGGAUGGCGAAGAGGACAUAAUUGAAGUCAGCCAACAAGGUUUCUCACCCCUCCCGCCAGAGUCAGGGAAGCCGGUUUUUGAGCAGACAGAGUCUUCUGGUCCUAGAGAACCCGAGAUCGAGCAAAGCCCAGUACCACAAGUCGUCUCGGACCUCGUCUCUUCCCAAACCAUGGACCCCGGCAAUGAAGGAUCCUCGGUACCACAGGACUCUUUUUUAGACGGACUUGGCUACGAUGGCAACGACUCUUCCUACCAUGAGAGCGGCCUCAACGAGGAUAGUGAUCUGCCUUCCUUGAGCGACUUCAGGUCGAGCCGAAGGACCAGCCGACGAACAAGUACACGAUCGACCAAGAAGAAGUCCGUAUCGCCAUCACCACCCCGAGCAGCAAGAAAGUCGCUUCGCAGCAGUAACGCCUCGAACCUCCGCAGUAACGCAUCGAGGAGGAAGAGACGGGAUCCAUCUCCCUCGAGUAGCCCCGAAUUGCCGCCAUCCAGCCAACCUGAGUUCAAACAGUCGCAAAGUCAGAGAGGACCGAGGCUCUCGCAAAUUCCUACAAACAGCCAGGUUCUUGUCGACCUUACGUUUUCCAGUCCCCCAAUGAGCCCAAUUGAGAGCUCGAUCAAGGACAAGGACGACGGUGAUAGCGAUUUCACCCUGAGACGGAAGAAGAACAAAAAGUCCGAUGACAGUGGCACGGGUCGAAAGACAGGUGUGAGGGGAGCGAAGCAGGCAUCGCAGGACAGUGGGAUCGGGAAGAGGACGCUUCUUACCAAGAAGAAGGACUCUGAUCCGAAAUAUUAUUGA